AAUAGUCUUAAAAGAAAUUUAAUGCGCAAAAUAAGUAUAAUCAGUAUUUUCCUUCAAGAUUUUGACUCGGAACUAGAAAACCUGUUGUCUCCAUAAGUGAAGAUAUAUUUAUCAAACAGCAUUCGGAUACAAAAUUUACAAAUUAACGGAUAUGGAUGAUACUGGGAGUUCAAACGACGAGAGAAAGCAGACAUUUUUAUUGAUAAACUGCUUAAAUUUAAAUGGAGCGUCCAAGGAUAUAAUUAAUUAUAGAAUAUCUUGCUUCAAAACGAUGGAGGCCAUGUACUGUAUUGCAAAUUUAGAAAAAAGUCCAAUGCGAGGUUAUUUUAUAGGUAGUCAAAUUGAAGGCACUGCACUUAUCGGUUCCGAGUCGGAUGAAGAUAUCAUGUUCGUUAAUGAGGAUAUAACUGUUAUUUGUGAAACAAAUCGACAUAAAGUGGAUCAAUUAGGAGAGCGUUUAAAAAGAACGCAUAGUACAGAGGUUAAAUCACACUUUCCAAUUGGUGUUAUUAUAGAAAGCGAUGAAACACCUGGAUAUGUACAGAUAAGAGUUGUUGACGCCAAAACAUACCACCCAUUAACAAAAUGUGAUAUAAAUCCAAUAUCACAUCUGUGCUAUACUGAUUCCAAGGGCUUUCUCCUCAUAAGUACAGAAAAACUUAAAACAAAAAUUGGAAUUGUUGCUUCCGAAAGAUAUAGGAAUGGUCCCGCCAUGACAGAAACAUCUACUAAAGAGUUUCAUUCUUCAGACCUUGUUUAUGGACUCUAUACUAAAGCUUGGCCAAAAUCGGCGGAUGAAUGGCUAUCAAGAAAACGAAGAUAUCUAUGGCCACCGACGAAUGUCACAAAGCGUGUUGACGACGGUUGUUUUCUUGUUCCAACUGGGUCUUCUUAUGAAUCUGAAACAAUUUGGAGACUUUCGUUCGUUCAAAUCGAAAAAGAAAUGGUUUGGACUUGGUCAGCUAUGCAGUAUAAGUGUUUUAUGCUUCUAAAACUUAUUAAAAGAAAUAUAUUACAAAUAGUUUUACCAAAUGUCAUAUCAUCGUAUCAACUAAAGACAAUAAUGUUUUGGGUGUCUGAGGAAACGGAUCCAUUGUUUUGGAAAACAAAUAAUAUAAGAGAAUGUUUUUCUCGAUGUCUGAAAUUUCUUUCGGAAUGCGUACAAAACGAAAAUUGUCCACACUAUUUUGUCAGAACAAACAACCUUUUCCGAGGAAAAUUAAAUAAGAGGCAAAAAGAAGAGCUGAUAAGUAUUUUAUCUCGAAUUUUACAGAAUUUUUGGACUGAGGUGUUUAAAAUCCCCUGUCUGUGUAAAGUAAGCGAAAACCUAGAAGAAGGAGAAAUUGAAUGCUUCGCUGAUGUCCUGACAGCAACAUUGCGACAUCCAGCAUUAUUAAAUGAAAUAAUUAACUUGUAUUUCAGUGUUAUCAUUAGCUUAGCCACAUCAGCAAUGAAGCCAGCCUUCAAGUUCCUCAGGAAAAACGACAUCGAUAAAGCUAUCGAAAGACAUCAUGAAUAUCGUUUGCUUAUAGCAAGAUUUUCCUUGACAGAUCCAGAACAUCUUGAACUUGAGCAACUUCUAAAUCGUUUAAUCGAUAUAAGUUUGGGUUCACAGUUGAAUUCGAAGGCCUGCAAAACCGAAAAUAAUAUAGAAAAAACAAAACUGAUACAUGAAGCAGAAAUGUUAUUAAAACGUGGCAUCAACAUAGACACUGCAUCAGGAAGGCUUAAAUUGGCAACACUGUACUUCUGUCAAGGCAAAUAUAGAAGUGUGCGAAAUCUUAUCAAUGAAGUUUUGUCCACUGAAGGAGUGUUUCAAUUGAACGGAUUUGAGCCACAAAGUCCGAAUAUUUCUCCCGCCUAUGCUCUUCGAAUUAUUUCUGAACAACCAUGCCUUACAUCAACACUACGAGACCAUGGGGCUUUGGAAUUAGUGUUUUUACCAUCAGAAAUCAACUCGGCUCCAGAUCCCAUUAAGUUUGAAAUACACAGGGCAGUACUAGCAGAACAAGAAUGUAGUCUCGAUCAUCCACUUAGUUGGGCUACUUUUGAUACUGAUUUUUAUGCAUUGCUGUUGAAGUUUCUUAUUCUGCACAAGCAAAAUGAAUAUGAAGAAAGAAAUGCUACGCUUGCAAAACUUCGCGAAUAUGUAAAAAACACUAAUUCGUUUCAUAAUAGAAUUUCUGCCAUGAAUGUUGUUGGAUACUGUCUCCAACUAGUAGGAGAUGUUCAAUGGGCUCUUGAUGUAUAUCUAGGAUCCCUUGUCUUGUUAAAAACUCACAAUUCGGCUGCAUGGCAUCUGGCGCUUCUUGUGUGGAAUGUAUACAACUCAUCCAAAUUGUUAAAUGAAAAAAAGGGAAUUUGAGUACGCAAUUUUCCCUGUGAUUGCAAGGAUUUUUAGUUAAUAUAAUUAAUGCCACUGCUGGUGGAGAUUUAUUUCCCCGAUGGUAUCACCAGCCCAGACAUCAGUUGUUGUGCUGACAUGAAUUAUCAUUGAUAUGGUUAUAUUUAUUAAUUAAAUGUUUACAAAA
This is a messenger RNA of Mytilus trossulus (common blue mussel), 2531 nucleotides long. RefSeq lists its product as uncharacterized. NCBI's taxonomy places the organism in Eukaryota, Metazoa, Mollusca, Bivalvia, Mytilida, Mytilidae. Bases 152 to 2365 code for a protein of 737 amino acids. The transcript is spliced from 2 exons. The record is from RefSeq and is a predicted model, not a curated record.